Aspergillus heteromorphus CBS 117.55 is the source of this 1407-nucleotide messenger RNA. Its product is annotated as phosphoserine phosphatase SerB. The coding region runs from base 1 to 1407 and encodes 468 amino acids. Gene Ontology annotation, biological process: L-serine biosynthetic process; dephosphorylation. The transcript is spliced from 3 exons. Gene Ontology annotation, molecular function: L-phosphoserine phosphatase activity; magnesium ion binding. Gene Ontology annotation, cellular component: cytoplasm. The record is from RefSeq and is a predicted model, not a curated record. NCBI's taxonomy places the organism in Eukaryota, Fungi, Ascomycota, Eurotiomycetes, Eurotiales, Aspergillaceae.
AUGGCAGCGCCCAACCCCACCAACAACGCCGCUCGUCCUACACGCCCCGUGUUGCGACAGACCCUUUCCAGUAAUUCCUUCAUCCACGACCACCAGCAGUACAAGCCGUCGGUCCCCAUCCAGACUAUCGGCAAUGUGAUUGGCAACUCCCCCGAGUCGGCGUUGGCCUCGCUGUCCCUCAAAACAAACCCCAUCAGCCCCGAUCCCCAGAAGGUGACCGAUAGCGGCAUCAUCCACAGCAUCUUCAACCCCCAGCUGGAUCCUUACCACGGUGACACCCAGCAGCUGGUCGCGACUAUCUUCUACAAGUCGUCGGAACCGAUCCACCCGCACCUGCACCCCGACUCAUCGCCUCAUACAGGGACUAUCCUGCCGUCGCCUAUGGUCCCUGUUGGGUCGGCUCCGACGAUUGAUAUCGAGAAAAUCCCGCGCGAGCCCCCCGCCCCCGAGCCGGAGCCCCUCGACCAUCUGUACGGACCGUUCGUGUCGCAGCUCUGCCUGACCAACUUCCUCCAGAUCAUCGAAACCCUCCCCACCCCGUACCAGCGCACCAACACUGCGCACCGGUGCCUGGACCGCCACGACCAACCCCGUGUGGUGGAAGUGACAUUCUCGCCCCCUCCCAACCCGGAAUAUCUCACCUUCGCGGAUCUCCGGAAACACGAGAGCAUAUGGCGGUUUGAGCGGGAGUGGAAUGUGGAGGUGGUUCUCCAGAGGGAGAGCGUCUUCCGCCGUCACAAGCGGUUGGUGGUGUUUGACAUGGACAGCACCUUGAUUCAGAACGAGGUGAUUGACGAAAUUGCCAAGUUCAUUGGCGUGGAGAAGGAGGUUUCUGAAAUCACGGAACGUGCGAUGAACGGUGAACUGGACUUCUCCGCAUCUCUCCGCGAGCGCGUUGGUCUGCUGAAGGGCGUUCCUGCGGAUGUCUUUGAGAAGCUCAAGUCCGUCAUUACCAUCUCCCCCGGCGCGCGUGAGCUCUGCAAGGCUCUGAAGGCCCUUGGCUGCAAGAUGGCAGUGUUGAGCGGAGGCUUCCAGCCCCUCGCAGAAUGGCUCGCGGACCAACUUGGUCUCGACUACGCCCAUGCCAACCAUCUGGAAAUCGAUGCCGCGUCGCAAACAUUGACCGGCAAACUGGUCCCCACAUACCCUAUUAUUGACGCGGCCCAGAAGCGCUCCCUCCUCCACUCCAUCGCUGCGGAGCACGGGAUCCCCAUUUCCCAGACCAUCGCUGUUGGCGACGGUGCCAACGACCUGCUUAUGCUCCACGCCGCCGGCCUCGGAGUGGCCUGGCGCGCCAAGAGCAAGGUCCAGCUCGAGGCCCCAACCCGCCUCAACGGGGAGAGCCUCGUGGAUAUCCUCUACCUUCUGGGAUUCACCACGCAGGACAUCGGCGAGUUGAUUGCGUAG